CUGCGCCCGCUGGGGGCACACUGUACUAUGCUCCUUCCUCCAUCACUAUGCCCAGCGCUCCACCUGCCCUGCACCCUGGCCUCUUUGCCUAGGAUACUGAGCAGGGCUGGAGAUCGGGAAGUUGUCCUUCCUGGGCCAGGGCCGCUUCUGGCACUGGGAGGCUGGCAGGGGCCCCUCCCUGCCUCGGCCCUGCCGCCCCAGCCUUGGUUCCUGCUUCUGGUCUUCUCCUGGGUGCCAGUCAGGGGAGGUAUUUGGCCAGUGGGCCAGAAACCGCUUCUGGGUGGGGCGCUUUGGCUGCUCCACAGGGAAGGCGACACCAAAAGCAGAGUCCCGCCGUCUGUCUUACCCACAGGUGUCUGUACUUGGUUGGUGUGGACAUGGGCCCGAGUCCCCAGCUGUCUCCUCCCCAUGUAUGUGAGCAUCUCUCAGUCCUCCAGGUCUCCCGGCCUCCCCUUCUCUGUCUCUACCUCUCCGCCUGUGUCCUUCUGCCUCCUUCCUGCGUGGGGCUGUGUCUUGCUCCAUGGUUCCUCUUCAUUUUUCUCCCUGUCCUUCUCUGUUGGGGUGCCUUAUCCUGAGCCGCCUCCUCUCCCCACAUCCCUCUGCUCCCCUGAGCCUGGGAGACAGAAUGAGGAGACUGAUCCAGCAAGGCCCCUGGAGGUCAAGCCUGGCCUUUGCCUCAUGUUCCCAUCCCCCAGCCCCGGAAUCCCGGGUCCCCUUGACUGGGAGGAGUCCUCCGUGCCUCACUUAGAGGGUUCUGAACUCAUUCCCCAUGACAGAAAUCUUGGAAACCAAAUGCUGCUGAGAAAGGACAAAGCUUUGAGCCUCCUGCUCCUGCUUUCUGCCCAGGGAGGGAGAAGGAAGAGGAGCUGCCCACGUUCAGAACCCAGAAGAGUUGUCAUUCCCUUGCCUUCCAGAUCCCAACCCAGGAUGGGGGAAGGUCCCACAAAGUGCAAGUAGGGCCCGAGGAAGCCUCUCUGGGGCCAGGGUAGCUAAGCUCAAAGGCCAUGGGUCCUGCCAGUUCCAGGGGGGCCAUGUCUGCGCCUCUGUGUGCCCUUCCACCCACUGUGGGCUGAGGGAGGUGCAGGGCCUUCUCUGGCCCCUGCCUGAGCCUUCCCCAGGGCGGGGCAUGUGUACCUUGAGCAGGGGCAGCUGGCCACUCCCAGUUCUCACCAAGUCACCUCCCUCCCUGUACAAGGUUUGUGUCCGGAAGCCAGAUGCCAUAGUGAGGACCCUCGUCCUCCAGACUGGCUGGCGGAGCCAGGCCCCAGCAGCCCUCCUACCCUCAGAGCCUACUGAGUCUGGUGGGCAGGACUUCUCUCUGCCCUCCCAGGCCCGGCUGUGAGCUACGAACGGCUUCCUCAGGUGGCUCUUCUACCAGGCUUUUCCUUGGAUUUCUGCACCUGCCUUUCUGUCUCCUACUCCCCUAAAGCACAGUAUUUGGGAGACUAUUUAUUCAGACUCCUGGCUACGUAUUGCACAUUGGCAAGUGGCUCUGGGAUGAAGGGUGGGUGUGGGAAGGUAGAAAGGAGUUGGAGACAAGAUCCUCUUGAUUUUCCAAGAUCAAAGUCAGCCUCUUCUCCCCGUGCUUCUAGGACCUGCUUGGUUAUCGAGCAGGUCCUGGCCAGGCAGGCUCUGAGUUCUGUACUGUAACUGAGUGUAAGGGUGGGAAGACAGCUGGGCUGACUCCAAGACCUCCAUGAUGAGGCAGAGACAUGCUGCUUCCUGCCGGCCUGGGUCACCCUCUCCCCAGGACUGGUCAGCUGGUGAUUCAGCCCCUCCUGCAACCCCUUCACAACCUUGGGCCACUGCCUGGGACCCAGCAGACACUGCCCAGGACUCCUAAUGCAUUUGUUCUUCUCUGCCCCCACCCUCCCUCCUGGGACCACACUACUUGAAUCACCAUCUAAUUUGCCUUGCUGGCAGAGUUGGGUCAAGUGCCCUCUCCUUGACCUUGAGUGAAGGUCAGGAGCACAGGGACCAGGUCUUGGUUAGGCUGGGCUCCCAGCGGGACAUCUGCGGAAAGGACCUGCCCUGACAAUGUCCCUUCUCCAGAUUCUCGAGCAGAUGUCCAGGGGAGGUCCUCACAGAGCCAGAGUGCCUGAGGCUUCCUGCUUGAGAACCUGCCCCCUGGACCUUGGACACUUACAGAUUGAGCUGUAUGAAUUCAGGAGAUCUCACUCCAGAGGGUCAGAAUGUUUGCUUUUGUUUUUUUCAUCUGUUUUGUUCUUUGAAUCAGUGCUGUUGAUGACAAGUUGUUCUCCAAUAAAUCACAUGUUCUUUGCAAUGGGCA
This is a messenger RNA of Cebus imitator (Panamanian white-faced capuchin), 2290 nucleotides long. RefSeq lists its product as uncharacterized. The transcript has a single exon. The record is from RefSeq and is a predicted model, not a curated record. NCBI's taxonomy places the organism in Eukaryota, Metazoa, Chordata, Mammalia, Primates, Cebidae. The coding region runs from base 28 to 957 and encodes 309 amino acids.